CUUGCUCGUUCAUUCAUUGGAUCCCGAACCAUCGCCGCUCCGAACGCACGACUGACACGCUACAGCCAGUACAACCAAUGACGAGGGAGUCUCGGGAGUGAAUCACCCGAUUCCAGAUAAGGCACGUUCUCGGUUUUUGAAGUAUUCAUACAGUACCCCCAAUAUAGCGCAGGCAUAGCGUGGCUUUUGACAGGUCGGUGAUAAGGUGCCAAGCCUGAAAUUAAACACCGCUUUGGAAGAAGGAUCUAUUGACACGUGGGUCUCGCACAGCAGAGAUAUACCAUUCUGUUGCUGGAGCAAGGUACGUGAUCACUGAAACAGACUCUAUGUCCAGUGGGCAUCUGAACAGAGUUCCGCGGACCUGGAAACACAGCUAUUCCCGCUUCACAGAUAGGAUGAUGUAAAAGGAGAUCACAGGACUCCCAUUCCGACUCAAAACUGAUGUUCAAUCGCGAGCUACCCUGUCUGUAUUAUUUUGGGCUCCCCUCCCUGCGUAUCUGCCGCAGCUUCAAACCCAAUAUCGCCAGCCCGUCAGGCGUAACUCUAUCUCAAGCCAAACUGCUGAACGGUUGAAAUCACAUCCACGGACCCAAUUUCCCCCUGUCUAUCUGUUCUCUCUCUCUCUCUGUCUCGGAUGAAAACCUUAGAAGAAGCAAUCACGUCGAAAGAAACGUGCAAACAAGAAUGCGCAAUUCUGUCUGAAGUGCGCCCCGCGAGAAGGCGACUCCUCUAUUUUGUUUACUGGGACAGCCGUUUGAUUGCGAAUGCAGACUCCGCUCCCAGAUCUCCUGCUCCUAUCGACUGAGCGUGACCACGCUGCCGUGAUUUAUGUUCUCGAAAUUUGGCCCUAAAUAUAAACUUUCUGGAUUUUGCGGAGACCACAAACACGCCUACAGAACUACCGAGGACCCUUAGAUCCUACAAACAACACACACAGAAAUUGCUCCGCCUGAAAUCACCUUAGGUUGGAGGAUUUGACUUGAGACCUCGAUCCGGAAUUGGCACAUGAAUUAUUUACCUUAGAGUCUGAUCGCCUGGAAAAAAAAACAGAAGCAGUGUGCGCGCGCGCCAUGCAUUCCCACGGUUUUCAGACCUUCGUCCAAGUGGCAGUCUGCGCCCUGCUGUUUCAGCACCUGGGACUCUCCCCUCCGGCCGCCUGGGCAUUGCGGACGGCCUCAGAAUGGCCCAGCCGCAACAAGACCCCGAUCUACAUCGCCGGCUUCUUCCCGUUCAGCGACUACUUCAACGACAUGCUCGUCAACUCCACGGAGAUCGCCAUCGACCACGUGAAUGAGUUCCAGGACCUGCUGGCGGAUUACGAGCUACGAAUGAUCUGGAAUUGGACACAGGUGGAGGGCGAGAACUCCGCGGCCCCUUCCUUAAAGGUCAUCUACGACUUCAUUUACAACCAGCCUCAGUUCCUGAUGACCUGGGGCCCCGUGUACUCCCGGGUGGGGGAGGUCCUCAACGAGGUGAUCAGGCGCUACAACUUGGUGCAGGUCUGUAUCGCCCAGUUCGUCUCGAACGAGCGGCAUCUAGAGAAGUACCCACUGACGGUGCAGAUCUAUCCCAGCUCCGGGGUCUUCAACCCCGCCAGGAUCGUCCUCAUGAAGCAAAUGGGAUGGAAGAGAGCCGCCAUCAUCUUCGAGAAUUAUGACCUGUUUCGUGCGGAGAUGGAAGAGUUGGACAAACUACUGCAAGAUCAUGGGCUGACGACGACAACGCUGGAGGCCAUUACCGGCAGCGACCCCAGCGCCAAUGUGCAGAACCUCAAGAAACACGACGCCAGGAUUAUCUUCGGCAGUUUCUACCAGGAAAUGGCCACCCGCGUAUUUUGUGAGGCCUACCGGAAGGGUUACUACGGACCCAAGUACGUCUGGAUCCUGCUGGGCUGGUACAGCCCCGUCCGCUGGUGGGUGCAAGAGAUUGACAAGUUCGUCAAGAAUGGCGAGGAUAUCUGCACGGCGGAGGAGGUAGAGAAGGUGGUCGUGGGCUCGCUCAGCAUCCGGGGCUUCGAGAUCCAGACGGACAUGUCAAAGAUCAACUUCAACGGCGUGCGCCCUCUGGAGAAGCACCUGGACUUUUACGCCGACCUGCAGGACCAGCUGCUGACGGCCGGUGCCUGCGACUCGUACGGCUACGACCAGAUCAUCACCAUCGCCUUGGCCCUCAACGCCUCCAUCCAGGCCCUGGCCGAGAUGGACCCGCCCCGCCGGCUGGAGGACUUCACCUACGAGGACACUGCGAUGUCCUCGGUCUUCCUGGAGAAGACGCGGUCCGUGGACUUCGUCGGCCUCACGGGACGAGUUGCAUUUGAUGAGUACGGCGCGCGAGAGAGUGACGCUGUGGUCCAACAAAUGCAAGAUGUUGGCAGCAACAAGCAAGUUUUCAAGUACGAUGGGUUGACCGAGAAAGUGACGCAAAUCUCCGAAUUCAUCUGGGCAGGCGGUUUCAAGCCGGUCGACGGGCCGACGUACAGCAAGACACAGCUCAGAAUCCAGGAGAGCAUCAAGAUAGUGGUGUUCGUCUUGUCCGGUCUGGGCAUGGCGCUCUCUAUCGUGUUUCUGGGCAUCAACACACGCUUUAAAAACCGCAGUGCUAUCAAAAUCUCCAGCCCGCAGCUGAACAACAUGAUAGCGCUGGGGAGCAUGCUGCUCUACGCCUCCACCUUCCUGCUCGCGCUCAAGAUCGAGGUUAAGGAGGGUGACUUCAACGGGAGGAUCUAUUGUCAGCUGUCGUCUGCUGCGCUGUGUAUCGGCCUGUCUUUGGCCUUUGGCGCCCUUUUCAUGAAAACGUACAGGAUACACCACAUUUACACGAGUGCCAUGAAGGUCCGCAAAGUGAGAGCCACCAUCACCGAUUCCAAGCUGAUGACGUCAAUUGGCCUGUUUGUCCUAUUGGAUGCCCUGAUCUUCGUCACGUGGAUACUAGUGGAUCCAAUUCACGUCGAGACCAUCCAACUGAGCCCAGUGUUACGGGACGAACGGACGGAGAAGUACGACGUGCCCACUAUGUCCUACUGCACCUCGGCGAAGGAGCUGUACUUCGCCAUCGCCAUCUUCGCCUACAAGGGCGCCCUCCUGAUCUUUGGGAUCUUCCUGGCCUGGUCGACGCGGAACGUCCGCAUUAGCCAGCUCAACGACAGCAAACACAUCGCCCUGUCGGUCUACACGGUAGGCCUGACCUGCGUACUGACUGUGCCGGUGGCCUACUUCAGCCAAGCCCGCGGGGAUAUCAAUUUCGUCUUUGCCUUUGUCUGCGGCGCCCUCUUCGUUGCCAACACCAUCGUGUUGUGCCUCGUUUUCAUCCCAAAGUUCAUCUCCUUAAAAACGACGGAGGGAGCUCGAAUCAACACAUUCAUGCCGUCCAGUAACUUCACCAUUAGCCAGGAUAAACAGGCCACCAUCAGCCGGUUACGGCAGCUGUUAGAAGAGAAAAAUACACGCCUGGAAACGCUCUUGCAUCAACUGGAGAAACUGGUAAACACCGAGCUGGUACCCUGAGGAUGGAGGCAAAGCUCAAACUAUGGAUCACCCGUAUGACUUGCAUGAGACAGAGACUCUGAAGUGAGGCUGAGGCUGAAUUGAUGCGACACCGAGGCUGAACUUUAAUCAGACCCGUUGUGGAAAUUAGCGUUGUGAAAUUCUAUCCGGCCUACCCCCCCCCCCGGUGCUAGCGACGUACCUGUCACUCAUUGAGAGAGGAUUUUAUUUUGUUCAGGUUUUCAAAUGAUUGAUACUUUAUACAAAUGAUUGAUACACCUACCUAGCGUGUGCCAUAUUGAAAGGCACCGUUACUGAGUCAGGCUUUAUGUGAUAUGUUUGGUACAUUCAAUAAAUACAUCUGUAAGAAAUUAAAAGGUUAUUAAACCUGUCCAGAUGUUUUUAAAACUUUUCUUGUGUAAAACGGCAAUACGCAGUUGUAAUUUUCAUUUCUACAAUUUUAGUUUUUAGCUGUUAAUUCUAAAUACCGCCGUACAUGAUGGGGGGGGGAGUUUUGAUAAUAAUUUCCUCAAUGAUGAAAGCGAUCAGCUUCGACCCUUACGGUUCCUUUAUAUGAGUUGUCCAUGGCUUUAAUGAACUACCUGUGAGUAGGACUUCAUGCACUUUGUCACAAAAUGAAUAGGCCUCAACAAAUGAUCACAAAGUUAAGGACAUUACUGGGCCUCUCUCUUUUACACGAAUCAUGAAAGCAAAAAAAAAAAAAAAAUAGAUCCAAACAAUUUCACAUGCCGGGGCCAAAACUUGCUGAAGUUUAUAAACCUGAUAAGCAUGAUUAAUACAUAAUACGGGUUACACUUGUGAAUAGGCCUGAGGUUUUUGUAAAUAUUGUGCGUGGUUUCAUUUUCACAUCGAAGUCUAGCGAAGAUUGCACGGUAAUAAUACGUUUACUGACCAAAAUGUUGGUCUUUAUGGUCAUGAAGGAUACAUCUUUAUCAAUGACCCAAGACUGCAUGGUAUGAAGGUUUAACAAUAAUCACCGCGUAGAUGACUUUUCAAGUAGCUCAGAAGGAGUGCACGGGAGAAAAAAUUCCCGAACCAUAAAAGACGCAGAAAAUUCAGACAGACUCAUUCUUUGGUAUGCCUUAUUGCCCACAAGUUACAUAUAAAACGAGAGACUUAGUUUUGUGAGUCUUAUCAAACACAAAAUAAUGACUAUUGACAUUUGUGGGAUAUAUUGCCAUCGAUGUACGUAUUUCCAAAUGUAUUACAUAGAACUAAACUGUUACAGACUGAGUACAGUACACGUGAAAAUUAGAAUAAGUAGGCCCGUAGCAAUUGCAUGAGUACAAAGUGCGUGGUGCACUCUGGUACGACGGUGAACGACGUAAAUGCGCAUUGAUGGGACCAAUUCAAGUCGAAUAAAUUUUGACCAAACGAUCAACUUCGUAAUUUGAACUAUGUGUAAUAAUUAUAACUAAAGUAUCCUCAAGUUCCACUUUAUGUAUUGAGAUUAGAGAUUUUGAUACCUUCACGAAUAAAACCGGCUCUAUGGGGUCACUAAAUUUUAUUGUAA
Molecule: messenger RNA, 5016 nt
Organism: Acanthaster planci (crown-of-thorns starfish)
Lineage: Eukaryota; Metazoa; Echinodermata; Asteroidea; Valvatida; Acanthasteridae
Product: gamma-aminobutyric acid type B receptor subunit 2-like
Biological process (GO): G protein-coupled receptor signaling pathway; gamma-aminobutyric acid signaling pathway
Cellular component (GO): G protein-coupled receptor heterodimeric complex; membrane
Molecular function (GO): G protein-coupled GABA receptor activity
Source: RefSeq, a predicted model, not a curated record